AGAGUACGAAUCGGUAUCGAACAAUUCCGUAUACUAAAUUUCACAGGAUAUACAGGGUAUUUGACAUCUAUUAAAUUUAGAUUAAAAAGGUUCGUGCAUCUUCGAUAACUGUGAAAGUAGAAAGAAAAACAGACGAUUGGAGAUUCGGAAUUUCUAUGAAUGAGGAACACCUGUAGAGGUUGAAAUUAGUUAAAGGGAUAGCCUUGUCAUUCAGGCGAUAUUACAACUGCUACAUGCAUGUUUUUACUGUGGAAUAUAUAAUGUAGAGCUCUGCACUGUGCCACCGUAGUGAUAAAAUUUGAAGAAAAAAUCCAUUUUUGCAAGAUGAAACCAAAAUUAUAUUUUGUGGAUUACAUUACGUGGAAUAUAAUGUUUGUAGUGGUGAUGUUAAUUUCCUUGACUGCCGCAAUGGCAUGUCCAAAGGAAUGUGUUUGUCAACAAAAAACUGUAGAUUGUAGUUAUAAAAAAUUACGAAUUAUACCAAGUGGAAUUCCUCCAGCAACGCAGCGCUUAGAAUUACAAGGCAAUAAUAUAACGGUGAUCAGAAGAAAUGAUCUACAGAAUUUAAACAAUCUAAAAGUUUUACAAUUGCUAGAAAACAAGAUACAUACUAUUGAGCAGGGAGCAUUUCGAGAUCUUGACCAAAUGGAAAGAUUGAGAAUAGACAGAAAUGAACUGACGGAGCUUCCUGACAAUUUGUUUGCUUCAAUGAAAAAGCUUCAAAGAUUAGACCUGAGCUACAACAAGCUGAAAGUUAUUGGAAAAAAGACAUUGACCGGAUCCACUGUUCUGCGUAAUUUACAAUUGGACCACAAUGAGCUGGAGUGUGUAUCGGAGACAGCACUUAAACCCCUUCACAACAUGGAAAUCUUGACCCUGAACUACAAUAAGCUGACAUCCCUACCUAAGAAUCUCUUUGACAACAUGAACAGUCUACGGACACUGAGACUGAUAGAUAACAAGUUUGUAUGCGACUGUCAUUUGGCCUGGCUGUCUCAGUGGCUGAAGGAGCACCCUAGCCUGGGUCUGUACACGGAGUGUUCAGCCCCGCCCAACUUACAGGAUAUAGAAGUGGAUGAGGUCCAUCCAUUCAGCUUCCAGUGCUCUGCUGGUCAGGACACUGCACAGCAGCACAGUGAUAGAUGUUCCUCCGUGGCUUCCUGUCCCAAAAAAUGCCGCUGUAGUAAUGGCGUAGUGGACUGCCGCAACGCGGGACUUACCGAGUUCCCGUCAUUGUUUCCUGAUGAUGUUACUGAAAUUCGCUUGGAGCAAAAUCACAUUGUCAUCGUCCCCUCCCGAGCUUUUGCUGAUCUAAAGAAACUUCGGAGAAUUAACUUGAGCAACAACAAAAUCGGGGAGAUCGCUGCUGAUGCCUUCACUGGUCUGACAUCACUUAAUUCUCUGGUGCUUUACGGGAAUAAGAUAAGCGACCUGCCUCCUGGCCUGUUCAAGGGCCUUUCUUCUCUACAAUUACUCUUGCUAAAUGCAAACCAGAUAAAGUGUAUACGAGUAGAUGCAUUCCAAGACCUCUCCAGUCUCAAUCUUUUGUCUCUUUAUGAUAAUAAGAUUCAGUCCUUAGCCAAUGGAACAUUUGCUCCACUGAAAAAUAUCAAGAAUUUGCACCUGGCCCGUAAUCCAUUUAUCUGCGACUGUAACCUGCAGUGGCUGACAGAAUAUCUACAUCAGAACCCAAUAGAGACCAGUAUCGCACGGUGUGAGGCUCCAGGCCGCAUGAAGCGCAAGAAGAUCGCCACAGCUAGAGCUGGAAAGUUCAAGUGUAAAGGUUCAGAAAUGCACCGAACUAAGAAUGCAGGGCAGUGCUUGAUAGACAUUGAGUGCCCAAAACAGUGUGUUUGUCAAGGCACUGUGGUAGAUUGCUCUGGAAGACAUCUCACCAAAAUACCAGAAAAUAUGCCCAUUUAUACCACAGAAUUAAAACUUCAGAAUAAUCAAAUCGAUAAAAUUGAGGCAAAUGGCUUAUUCAGCAAACUCGUUAAUCUACAAGUCUUAGAUCUGAGUAGUAAUCGUCUUACGGAGAUAGAGGCAGGCACAUUUAAUGGGGCAAAGAAGCUGAUAGAUGUAGAUUUUUCUAGUAACAGAAUUGGGAAGCUCUCAGGGAAAUCUCUCCGUGGUCUGGAAACUGUCAGAACCUUGAUUAUUGAGAAAAACCGAAUUACCUGCCUGAGUAACACAACAUUAAACUCUCUGACAGAGCUUCGGCAGCUGUCUCUCUAUGGCAAUGAGAUUAGAUGUAUAUCGGAGGGUGCAUUUGAUAAACAAGCUUCUCUGUCUAUUUUAAACUUGGAGUCUAAUCCCUUUAACUGUAACUGUCACAUGGCUUGGCUGAGUAGCUGGUUAAAGAAGAAUAAUGUAAUUGCUGGUGUCCCUACCUGCUUCCUUCCAUCUCGUCACAAGAACGUUCCCGUACUAACAAUUAAAGAAGAAGAAUUCAUCUGCCCGACUGAUGCAGAUAUUGGAUGUAACACUGGAAUUUCCCCCUGCUGCUCAGAAACCGUAAACACAGCCGUUGGUAGCUGUGACCCCCGGGCAUACUGCCCCCCUAGGUGUACCUGUACAGGAACAGUUGUGAGAUGUAGUCGCCAGGGUCUUAAUGAGGUCCCCCCACUAAUUCCAGAAGACACCACUGAACUGUAUUUGGAUGUAAAUAAUAUUAAGCACCUCCCUUCAGAAAUUGGUCGUCUGACAAAGCUUCAGAGAUUAGACCUCAGUAAUAAUAAUUUGGUGACCCUGCCUGAUCAUAUAUUCUCUAACUUCACCAAUUUAGCCACAUUAAUUUUAAGUUAUAAUCAAUUAGAAUGUAUGGCACCCACAAGUUUUUCUGGACUCCAUAAAUUAAGAAUUUUAUCUCUACAUGGUAAUAAUAUUUCAUCUAUACCAUAUGGAACUUUCAAGGACCUAACUUCUUUAACACAUUUGGCCCUGGGAGGAAAUCAGCUAUACUGUGACUGUAACCUUAAAUGGCUGUCUGACUGGAUUAAGAAGGAUUAUGUGGAAUCUGGAAUCGCCUCCUGUGUGGGCCCCAGCUCCAUGUUAAACAAGCUCCUCCUGACCACACAGUCUUCUCUGUUCCUCUGUAAUGGACCACCUGACCCUGAGGUGAUGGGAAAGUGUAAUGCCUGUCAAAGACAGCCAUGUCUUAAUGGAGCCACCUGUAAGAGUGUGGACUUUAAGAACUACAGCUGUGAAUGUCCAGCGGGGUUCCACGGGGAAAAGUGCGAGAACGAAAUCAACGCUUGUUUUAUAAAUCCAUGUCUCAAUGGUGUUUGUGAAGUAUUGGAUCAUGGAAGAUUUAGAUGCAAAUGUAACAACGGGUUUCGAGGUGACCGAUGUGAAAUAAACAUUGAUGACUGCACAGGUCAUGCUUGUAUGAAUAAUGGUUCCUGUAUAGACCUAGUGGAGGGGUAUACCUGCUCUUGUGCCCAAGGUUACACAGGCAAGAUGUGUCAGCAGAAAAUCAGAUAUUGCCAUGGAAAUUACAACUUCUGUCUGAACGGGGGCACCUGUGUGAACCAGGACACAGAUUACAGCUGCAAGUGUCCCACGGGUUACGGCGGAAAGAACUGCUCGGAGAACCUUGACGAUUGUAAGUCCCACAUAUGUCAGAAUGGUGGUCGGUGUGUGGACGGCCUGGGGACCUACUCCUGCUACUGUCCCCGGGGAUACUCUGGACGAUUCUGUGAAAUAGCCCCCCUUGCUGUUAACAAUCUCUUCUCUUAUAAUAGUCUCUGCAAAUCUCAUGCCUGUCAAAAUAAUGGAGUGUGUUAUGUACCCAAGGGUGGGUCACACUACAUGUGCCAGUGUGCUCCAGGUUUCUCAGGAAAGAAGUGUGAAAAGCUGACCAGUGUUUCAUUUGUUGCUGAUGACUCCUAUAUACAGAUGCCUCAGAUUGACUUUCAGUCCAUGGUUAAUAUCACCAUGGAAAUGAAGACCAAGUCCGACUCGGGUGUUAUAUUCUAUAUUGGAGCUGAUCAACAUUUAGCGGUAGAGCUGUUCCGGGGUAGAAUAGGGAUCAGUUUCUUCACCGGGAAGUCCCCCCUCUCCACAAUGUACAGUUACAUAUUUAGUUACGUAACAGUUAAUGAUGACCGUCUUCAUACCAUAGAACUUAUCGUCCAUCACCGUAACUUUACCAUGCGUGUGGAUGGGGGCGUGUCUCGGUCAGUCGUUAACAUGGGGGAGAGUGAAUAUCUAAAUGUAAAGGAUGAUAUGUUUAUUGGUGGACUUUCAUCUGAAAAAAGCACGGAGGCUCUUAAGAAAUUCCAGAUAAGGAGUCAGACCAGUUUCAAAGGUUGCUUUCAUGGUUUUUACAUAAAUGGAAAACAACUGGAUUUCAGUUCAUCUAAAUAUAACCAUAAGGUCAUGCCAGGAUGUAAAGUAGAUCCUUGCGCUAAUAAUAAAUGUAAAAAUGGUCAGUGUAAACCUAGGAAAAAGAAGGGAGGCUAUCGCUGUAAAUGUAGGAGAGGGUACUCAGGCAAAUUCUGUAACCUUGUUCCAACAUGUAAACCGAAAGUAUUCCGUAGCAGAUAUACUCAUCCAGUAACGAAAUGUACUUCAAAAACACGCAUAAAAUUCAGGAGUUGUGAAGGAUCAUGUGGAAAAGACUGUUGUAAACCAAGGAAAAUAAAAACACGUAAAGUCAGACUUUAUUGUAAAGAUGGAUAUUCAUACAUUCAUAAUCUUGCAGUAAUCCGAAAAUGUGGUUGUAGAAAGUGCCAGUAAUCUCACUACACAUUUGUGACUUCGUAACAUUGUCCUUGUCAUGUGUACGUAACUUUGAACAAUUGUCUGUGUCAGACAGUGGUUGGAGAAUCUAUGUACCUGUGAAGUCCUGUGUAUUUCAAAUGAAGAGAACUGCCACAUCAGGCAAAUUAUGUGUGUACAAAAAUGGAUGUCUGCCAUCUUGGACAGAUAAUAUUUUUGUUAUGUGUUGCACUUUUGACAUUCGAAGUGUGUUCAGAGUUUUCAGUUCUAACUCCAGAGCUGGCAAAAAAAUGUGAGGUUUACUCAUUUUGCCCAUUAUGAUAAGAAAUACAGGAAGGUUACUUUUCCUACAGUUCACUUCUCAGAACUUUCAGGGCCAGCUAUGUGUAAACCUGUUUCAAUGGAGUGAACAUUGACACGAGAACAAAUUAGUUAUGGUUCACACCUGGCAAAAGACCUUACAUGACAAAGGUUGUGACAGACUUGUGAACAGCACAAUGAUACAUAAAUAUACAGAAACUUGUGUGUUUCUGUUCAAUUACCAUAAGUCUUGUAGAUUUUGUUAGUGCAUGUACAGCAUUCUAAGUAAAUUGUUUUCACUUGAAAGUAAAAUGUUUGUUUCAGUAUGUGAUGUUAUUUUGAAUGGCAAAUAUUUAUUUGAAACACAUUUCAGGUGCAUUGAUACACAUAUCUUUUUUGUAAUAUAUUGAUGUGUUAUCAGGUUUAUCAGCUUUUAAGUAAAAGAGCAGAAAUAUAUCUGCAAUAAAGCUGAUUGACAUUAUUGCACCUAAUUAUUCUGCCAGUUGCUAACCCUAAAAAAUUAUGUGAGAGAUGAGGUAAAUUAACUUGUCCUGACUGUAUUACGCAAUACUUUGUUGGAAGGUAUGAUCUUUAUUGUAAUGUAUGUAUUUCAUUUGUAAUGUGUUGUUGUUUAUAGUUUGUAGCUUGUUAUCUUUUAUUUUGAAUAAGAAAAAAAAACAAAUUUAUAAUAAGUAUUUUCCCAAAUAAGUAUCCAUGAUGCUUCAAAAAUUGUUAAAAGGGCUUUUCUAGAAUCUAUUUUAAAGUAAGUGAAUGUAUAAAGUGCCCAGAUACAAAGUUUCUUUUUUUCUUCAAUAAUAUAUCUUUUCUGCAUGCUAAUUAAGAUGUUUAUAUAAAUGUGAUACUCUGUGCAAUUGAUAAAUAAUAUGGGGACUAAAGAUUAAAAUAUUCUUCACAGAAUAACAAGAAGGGAUGCAUGAUUAUAGUAGCAUGGGUGCUUAUUGGGACAAGUACGGUUUUAGAAGACCUCGUGAAUUGUCAUGAGGCUACAAUUGGACCUUCAAAGUAAACUAGAUUUUUAUUAUUAUAUCCAAGCACUGCCCAUAAUGUUUGUCUGCAGUUGUGAUUUUUUUUUUUCAAUAUGACCACUCAUUUAUAACUUGAUGAGGAAAAAAAAUUGUUUUGGGUUUUCAUCAUUUAACAAUUCAGACACUGGUCUGAUGUAGUUUGCCGUGAUUUUUGUACCAUAUUGGUGUUUGUGUGGAAUUGUCAAGACGAAGUACUUUCAAAGAGACUAAAUUGGAUAAAAUGUUAAGGUGGGUUAACUUCUAUGACUUUUUUCAUUCUGAGAGAGAGAAAAAUCGUGCCCUUGAAAGUCUACCUCAGCUGUAUUGGGUUAUGUUUUUACUUUAUAGAAUUAAUGUGUAUUUAAAAUGAAACUAGACAAAUGUACAUUUAUUUCAUAUCCCCCAUCUCUUUCAUUUUACUUUGUUAAUCCCAUUGCUUUAUUUAAGAAAUGCAUUUUUUUCACCAACACAUUAUUAUGAGACAAAUUUGAUAUAUCUUGCAAAUUUAUAUUGAGAAUGUUUCAUUGCAAAAUUAAUAUUUUGUACAGAACAAGAGUAAUACAAACUUUGUAACUUUGUUACUUAUUGUUGAACAUGGCUGAAAAAUAAAAGUCAUUUUCUUCUA
This is a messenger RNA of Saccostrea echinata, 6672 nucleotides long. RefSeq names its product slit homolog 2 protein-like. Gene Ontology annotation, biological process: axon guidance. Bases 325 to 4740 code for a protein of 1471 amino acids. The record is from RefSeq and is a predicted model, not a curated record. Gene Ontology annotation, molecular function: Roundabout binding; heparin binding; calcium ion binding. Lineage: Eukaryota; Metazoa; Mollusca; Bivalvia; Ostreida; Ostreidae. The transcript is spliced from 36 exons.